AUAACAGUUAAUCAUCGUCAACGCUAAGAAAUAGUGUCAUGGUGCUUUUUUCCUUCUUACGCUUCUAAUUGUUAGAGUAUAAAUGCUGCGAAUUUGUGCGGUAGCAGUGAUACUCUGUCGAAAACACGCGGUAACGAGAGAAACCUUAUAAUAUUUUGGACCGGAGGGUGGUAAACAGACAUCGGGGCUGUCGACCCGGAAGUGUGUCGGCAAGAGACACAGCUGCCGAACAAUCGGCAGCAGUCCAAAGUAUCAGAAGGAACCUGGAACGAUCAGGUUUAAGAAUGAAUCCUUUGGAAAAUCCGAGAGAAACGCCGAAUGGCGGCUAUGAGAACGCGCCGCGGAUCAGCUACGUCAUGAGCGAGUAUUCCUCGGACGAGGGCAGUACUUCAGCGAAUGAAGAUUACGAGGAGAAUCCGCAGGCCGAGAUUCAAUUAUGGGACGCGUUCAGAACCUUUAUGCGAAAGCCAGAAACUGGCUCGAUGGCUGACAAGAGGUGUUUCGAGAAACUACUUCGUGCAGUCAAAGUUAUCGUCUACGGCGUGGUUUUCAUAGUGGUGCUGGGUGGGAGUGUCGUGUCCAAGGGUACGAUACUCUUCAUGACGUCUCACAUAAGGAACAGGAGAUAUACGUAUUAUUGCAAUUACGAGGCUGGAAGAAGAUACAGACAAUUUGUCGCGACUCUUCCGGACGAAGGGCGAGUUGCUUGGAUGUGGUGCAUCUUUUUUGCAUUCAUCGGUCCGGAGGUCUUCACACUACUUUCAAGCAUCAACGCGUGUAUAUUCAAAAAGUGGAGGAUGCCGCGAGUCGCACCCUUUCUCCUUGUGAUCUUCAUGGAGACCUGCCACACCGUGGGCACCGCGAUGCUCUUCCUCUUGCUGCUGCCAAACAUGGAUGUUGUCCGUGGUGCGAUGAUCACGAAUUGCGUGUGUUUCGUUCCAGGCUUCCUGGCUCUUCUUUCAAGGCACAAGCAACGCGACGACCCCUUGAAGUUUUUGGUGCUCUUCGGUGACUUCGCUGCAUUGCUGGUGCAAGCAACGGCAUUUGUGGUUUGGCCUCUUCUUGAGACAUCUUUAGGAGGAUCGUCGUUGCAUUGGUUCCUGCCUGGAGCACUUUGUUUGAUAUCCUGCCGAUGGUGGAGCAACUACGUAUCCUCGGAUAGUCCUCUUGGUUUCAUUAGAUCCUUGGCGAAAGUGAAGGAAGAGCUGAAGCCAAGUAGGAGCAUCAUGUGCGCUUUAGUGACCAUCUGGAAAAUCUGCAUAUUUCUAACAAGCAUCAUAGUUAUCGCAUGUUGGAACGGUUUAGAUAUUUUCACCUUCUUUCGGCUGUUCAGCGAUGCAUUCGCCGAGUACAAUGUCACAGUGAUUGAGAUCACGUCCAGCAUAGGUGGCGACACCAUUCCGGAUUUCUCGGGAAUGAUUCCCAAUGGCGAGAGCAGCUACGUCACGGCCGAAACUUUUGCACCACUUUACGUCCUGCUGAUUCAUUCGCUUGCUGGCCUACUCGCCUAUUUCUUCGGAAGAUUCGCGUGCAAAACUAUGAUACAGGGCUUCAGUUUUGCUUUUCCCAUUAAUCUAACCGUCCCCGUCUGCAUAACUAUACUCGUAAUAAUGUGCGCUUUGCGUAACCAGGAUGUCUGCGUCUUUCACGACACAAUACCGGACUACCUAUUCUUCGAGUCACCCGCCCUUGUCUCUUUUGGUGACUUUUUAAAUGAGCAAUACGCUUGGAUGUGGCUAUUAUGGCUACUCUCUCAAACGUGGAUUACAAUUCAUAUUUGGUCGCCAAAAUCUGAGAAACUUGCAUCCACAGAGAGGCUCUUCAGUGUACCCAUGUACGACUCUCUUCUAGUCGAUCAAUCUUUGGCUCUCAAUAGGAGGAAGGACGAUGCGCCAGGAGACACUGUGGAUGAGGAUAAGCAAGAGGUCAUAGUUGAAGAAGAGGACAGUCAGAUGAUUUCCAACUCUGCACCGGACGAGUUCUUCAUAUCGAAAGUCAGGAACAGCGAUUAUGUGACGCGCAUUUAUGCUUGCGCUACUAUGUGGCACGAGACCAAGAACGAAAUGACGCAAUUUGUGAGCAGCAUCCUGAGAAUGGAUGAGGAUCAGUGUGCGCGACGGGUCGCUCAGAAAUAUCUCAGAGUACCGAUACAGGAUUAUUACGAACUAGAGACACACAUAUUUUUCGAUGACGCGUUUUGCUGCAUGCACGGAUGCAGCAGCGUGCCCUGCAAACACGACGAGAACGAGUCGCAGGUCAAUCACUACGUGAUGUCGCUGGUGAAAAUUGUCGAGUCUAAUAUCGAAGCGAUGCAGAUGCGUGCGUUGCCGCCAAUCAAAUACCCAACUCCAUAUGGAGGUCGAUUAGUAUGGACGCUUCCUGGAAAAACGAAAAUGAUUGCUCAUCUUAAAGAUAAGAACAAGAUACGUCAUAGAAAACGCUGGAGUCAGGUGAUGUACAUGUACUAUUUGCUGGGAUAUCGAUUGAUGGAACUUCCCAUCGACGUAGAUCGCAAGGAGGUCAUCGCCGAGAAUACGUAUAUCCUCACUCUGGACGGGGAUGUAGAUUUUCAGCCCGAGGCAGUCAGGGUCCUCGUGCAUUUGAUGAAAAGGAAUAAGGAUUUGGGAGCGGCGUGCGGUCGCAUACAUCCCAUUGGAUCUGGACCUAUGGUGUGGUUUCAAAUGUUCGAAUAUGCGAUUGGACAUUGGCUACAAAAGUCAACCGAGCAUCUGAUUGGAUGUGUGCUGUGCAGUCCUGGCUGCUUCUCGCUCUUCAGGGCCAAAGCCUUGAUGGAUGACAACGUAAUGAGGAAAUACGCCACCAAGUCGACGGAGGCAAGACAUUAUGUGCAGUACGAUCAGGGCGAAGAUCGGUGGCUCUGCACGCUCAUUUUACAAAUGGGCUAUCGAGUCGAAUAUUCGGCCGCCAGCGAUGCCUACACUCAUGCACCCGAGACAUUCAACGAAUUCUACAAUCAGCGACGACGCUGGAUUCCAUCGACCAUGGCUAACAUCUUCGACCUGCUAAGCACAGCCAAACAAACCAGACAGAUAAACGAUAACAUAUCCUGGCUUUAUAUCUUCUAUCAGUGGAUGAUAAUGGGCAGUACGAUUCUUGGACCCGGCACGAUUUUUCUUAUGCUCGUUGGGGCAUUCGUGGCGGCCUUUAAUAUAGAUGAGUGGACCAGUUUCUAUUAUAAUCUUAUCCCGGUUUUGAUAUUCGUCAUCGUCUGCUGUAUCUGCAAAGCUACCACACAGCUCUUCAUAGGGGCGAUCAUCAGCACUGUAUACGGCCUGGUAAUGGUCGCCGUACUCGUCGGGAUAAUGAUCCAGAUAGCGGAGGAUGGUUGGCUCGCCCCCAGCACUCUAUUAUUCUUCCUGAUAGCUGGCCAGCUGAUCGUUGCAGGGCUUUUCCAUCCUCAGGAACUUCAAUGUCUCGUAUGGGGAAUUAUUUAUUACGUGACCGUGCCCUCAAUGUACAUGUUGCUCAUUAUAUUUUCACUGUUCAACUUGAAUAAUAUCACUUGGGGAACAAGAGAAACCAAAAAACCAGAUGAGGAAUUGCAAGAAGAACAACAAGCAGAGACCGCGGAGGCGAAAGAAACAAGUGGCAAGAAAGGAAGUGGUUUCUUUAAAUCUCUAAGUGGGACCAAAAAUACGUCGACGACUGGAGCUAUAGUCUUCUCUCUUGCUGGUCUGUUCAAGUGUAUAUUGUGCACGCACGGAAAGCCAUCGGAGGAGGAAAGACGAUUUGACGCCAUUUCUGAAUCAUUGGGAAAAGUCAAUGCGCGGUUAGAAACAAUGGAACGUAAUCUGGAUCAGUCUCAACAGCCAAUCGGACGUAGACGCAGUUCCUUCGUAGGAUGCAGAAUUGGCGCUAGCAAUGACAACCUAGGGGUGAUCAGCGAAGAUUCUGCAGAGGAUGCUGAGUCACACGUUAGCGAUACGGCCUCGGAACUGAGUGACGUCACCGAGAAUUCUGAAGCGAAUCGCGAAAGAACAUUUUUGAUCAGCCCCUAUUGGCUGCAGGAUGAGCGACUUCGCAAGAGCGAAGUGGAUUUCUUAACGAACCCGGAGGAAGGCUUCUGGAAGGAUCUGAUAGGAAAGUACCUAAGGCCCAUAGAUUUGGAUAAUAAGGAACAGAUGAAAACUGCUGAGGAUCUAAGGGAGUUGCGAAACGAGUACAUCUUUAAGUUCUUUAUGAUUAACGCGCUUUUCGUACUGAUUGUCUUUCUUAUGCAAUUGAACAGAGACGUCUUGCAUUUCCAGUGGCCUCUAGGAAUCAUCUACAUCAUAAGCUACGACGAAGCAUCCAUCGAGGUACAUCUGUCCAAAGAAUACUUGCAACUAGAACCCAUUGGCUUCCUUUUUAUUAUAGCCUUCGCGGUAAUCCUUCUGAUUCAAUUCGUGGCCAUGCUUUUCCAUCGAUUUAACACCUUCUCCCAUAUAAUAGCAAAUACCACACUUGACUGCUAUUGUUGUAAAAAGGCAUCGGAUCUCUCUCAAGAAACAAUACUGAACAAUAAUGUCCUGGACAUCGUGCGAGAACUUCAACAAGUCGAUGAUAUUGAUACGGACUUCCGGAAGUCCAGUGCAAUUUCUCCAAAAAGACGCAAAACCAUACACAAGCUCGAAGAGAAUAGACAAAGAAGGCCGACCGUGGGUACAUUCGAAAGUACCUUCCGCAAGAACUUCAAAGAGGCCGACAUAUCUGCACUACCACGACUCGUGUCUGCGAGAAUGUCCAGCAGAGCUUUCAAGGCAUUCGAAGAGCAGCGAACGACUGUAAUGGCAGAACGCAAAAAAUCGCAAUUGCGCAAACAGAGCAACGAAGACAAUAUUUCUUCCAAUGACAUUGAAACUCAUCCAGGAAUGGCUGGUCAAGUCCAUCCAAUGCAUUCCGAUGACGAAAACCCUUACGCCUACGAUAACGACGGAUUGGAACUUCAUGAAUUACCGAUUCGCAAUGUCGUCGCACCACCACGCGUCAGUCAAGUUACAUUCCAAGAAAACACAGAAAAAAAAUAACCACACGAUUUUUGUUUCUUUAAUUCUAUUCUUUGUGUUCUUAUAACGUUAUAUAAUGUACAGUGGAACAUCUUCAUGCGAUAGAUUUCAUGUGCCGGUAAUCGACAAACAUCAGGCGUCUUACAGAUUAGCUUCAAUAAAUGAGCAGCCAAACCGCGUGAUCGUCUGUUUCAGUAACUUUUAGGGAGACCUAAGAACAUGAGGACCAAGUGAUGAUUUAUUAAGAUGCCUGGCUUUUUCCAACUGUGGAAAGAAACUUUACCGGAUUCGGCCAGAGAUUCGAAGUUUGACGACUCUUGUCCGAGUCGAGUACCCAGUGUAUUUUCAACAUACGCUCUUCCGGCGCUUAGCACGCUCCCCCUCUUGCCCAGAGUUCGCCCUUAGCAUCAUUUACAAUCUGUGCCAUUUGGUUUUGUCUGUAUUAGGAACCUAGAGCUGACUGCAGCUGAUUCUAUUAUUUUUUCUUUCCGGCUACCUACAUAACGAAAACUUUUUAUGAAUCCUACAUUCUGAAACCGUCAAUUUUUCGCGGCAUUUGAAUCUAGUUACUUCCAGCUGAACAUCGACAGUAAAUGUUGACGUCCUGCUUGAGAUUUAUUAUUAGAUUCGUGGUAUGUUACAUGUCAUUUCAUAAUGUGACGGUCGCUUAGGUAUUUCAAGAACUCGUGAGAACAAUAACGAGACUAUCGCAGUUAAGGAAUUUAAUUUUAGGCCAUAUUCGAACGUUCAAUAAUUUCUUUUCCUAUUUAUCCUUUUGUAGUAUAACAUCUAAAUUUCUUCUUUGUAUAAAAUCUAAAAUUCUUUAGGAAAUCGAAUAUUAAAAGACAGUCGUAGUGCUAAUGCAGACAAUAAUUUAUUCGAAUAUUUGAUAAGAGCUAUUUUUGUUAAUGCUCCUUGUGCUUCUGAGCCUUCUCUCAUUACACUGCAGGACUCGACUAAUUUAUAAAUAACAAACUAUGCACAACCUUAGAUAAACUGUGCAAAGGCCCAGAAGAACAAGGAGCCUCGUUCAAAAAGCAUUUGAUUGAUAGUUGAUAAAUACUUUGCACUGACAAUGUUAAAUGAAAAUACAAGUGUUAACCUAUGAA
Molecule: messenger RNA, 6115 nt
Organism: Cephus cinctus (wheat stem sawfly)
Lineage: Eukaryota; Metazoa; Arthropoda; Insecta; Hymenoptera; Cephidae
Product: chitin synthase chs-2
Exons: 19
Coding region: 285-5027 (1580 amino acids)
Cellular component (GO): cell septum; cell periphery
Molecular function (GO): chitin synthase activity
Source: RefSeq, a predicted model, not a curated record